Molecule: messenger RNA, 417 nt
Organism: Fusarium musae
Lineage: Eukaryota; Fungi; Ascomycota; Sordariomycetes; Hypocreales; Nectriaceae
Gene: ERV14
Product: COPII-coated vesicle protein
Exons: 4
Coding region: 1-417 (138 amino acids)
Biological process (GO): endoplasmic reticulum to Golgi vesicle-mediated transport
Cellular component (GO): endoplasmic reticulum membrane; COPII-coated ER to Golgi transport vesicle
Source: RefSeq, a predicted model, not a curated record
AUGUCUGGAGAAGCUUGGCUGUUUUUGUUGUCGGUGCUUAUCAACGCCGUCAACCUCUUUUUACAGGUUUUCUUCACUAUUAUGUACAGUGAUUUGGAAUGUGAUUACAUUAACCCCAUUGACCUCUGCAACCGACUCAAUACCUAUAUCAUCCCCGAGGCUGCUGUGCACGGUUUCUUGACCUUCCUCUUCCUCAUCAACGGCUACUGGAUCCCUCUCAUUCUCAACUUGCCUCUCCUUGGCUGGAACGUCAAGAAGAUUGUCGACAACACUCAUCUCCUCGAUGCGACUGAGAUCUUCCGCAAGCUCAAUGUUCACAAGAAGGAAUCUUUCUUCAAGCUUGGCUUUCACCUGCUCAUGUUCUUCUUCUACCUCUACAGCAUGAUUGUUGCUCUUAUCCGAGACGAGUCCUCCUAA